AUGAGUCCAACAUCCAUGUUCAAUGUCAUUGGAAAGGAGUUAUUACGAAAAUGCGACGAUCAAGAUGAUCUUAUUGAUACAGUUGUAUUCGAUCCCAACGACUGUAACUUUGACGCCGAUGCCCUCUUAUGUGGCCAAUAUGUCACAAACGGAAUGGUGGCUGGAUUUCGCACUGUUGACUACCUAGCUGGCUACUUUCGAUACACUGACAAAAGAUUUCUUGGAAACGAAUUGAAUUCAACGUCAGUCUUUCCGCAUUGA
Messenger RNA from Botrytis byssoidea, 261 nucleotides. RefSeq lists its product as uncharacterized. The transcript has 2 exons. The coding region runs from base 1 to 261 and encodes 86 amino acids. The record is from RefSeq and is a predicted model, not a curated record. NCBI's taxonomy places the organism in Eukaryota, Fungi, Ascomycota, Leotiomycetes, Helotiales, Sclerotiniaceae.